AUGGAUCAGCGCGGACCAGCUGCGGGGUACGCGACAGCCGGACCAAGCCCAGGCUGCGAGGUCACCUUCUCGGUCCGUGCCGAGACGAGCUUUGGAGACCGGAUCGUGCUUGUUGGAAGUGGAGAUGCACUGGGAAACUGGAAUCCCUGGGACGGCAGCAUUGAGCUCACAACAACGGAAAAGGAUUACCCGCUGUGGAAGUCCAUUCCGCUAAAGCUCGGAAGUAGUGGGGUAGAAUACAAAUACGUGCGCCUUAAGGGUGACGGGGAGGCAGUCUGGGAGUUUGAUGGGCACAAUCGUUGCGUGUCGCCGGACGCCCUGACGACUUCGUCUGUCGUGGACGACGGCGACUUUGGCGAAGCGUUGGAGGAGGCCUUUUGCUAUCCCAAGGCACUUGCAAACAAGGAAGAUCGAGGCGCCAGUUUCAAUCUGCCUGAUGGAAAUGGAAUGCAGCUUGUAGUAAUUGGCGAUGAUUCUGCCGUUGGACACGGAGCGAAAGGGUACAAUGGUUGGGCAGCACAGCUCGGCAAACUGUUGAAUCAACAGUAUGGCUAUGGCUAUUCCAAUGCUGCUCAAAUAGGAUCGUGUGUUCAGGAGACUUUGAAGAAGGGUCUCCUGAGCAUGCUGCCCAAUCCGACCCCACAGGUUGUAAUUUUCGGAUUCAGCAUGGAGCUACGAUGGCUUGCAACCUGCCCUGAAUGGGACAGAAAGACAAUCUACGACAACACCAUGAAGGCCUUUUCAGCUCUGGCAGCAGAUGCCUGGGACCUGGGCAUUAUGCCUGUCUUUGCUGGCCUCACUCCGAACUCCGGCUUCGAGAUGGAGCAGGCGAAGCUGCUUCGAGAUGCCGAUGGUGAAAUGAAGGGCAUGGGUGUUCCGGUGCUCGACUGGCUCCAUGCAAUCACCAAGGGCGGAGACAAGUUCGGGACUUGGACUGAGGGCUUGGCUCACAGUUCAAUGCACCCCAACACAUCCGGCCAUGAUAAAAUGUUCUCUGCCAUCGACAUCAAUAUCUUUGACCCCCAGAAGGUCACAGAACUUCUGCAGAAGCGCGCUGCUGAUCUGAAGGAUGUGACCAGAGAAUGCUUCAAUGAUGGCAGGUACGAGUUGAAUCCAGGUUGGGGAGACUUGCAAGCAAGCUUAUGUACAGCCUUCAGGGAAGCUCCGUGGUCGCUUCGGCGAGGUCUCUACUUGAGGCAUGGCGAUGAUGAGAAAAGCCUCUUCUCUGUCUACCUCGGAGAUUCUGGCAUGCUUCGGUCCGUGGGUCAGGUGCCUCCCCGCAGUGUGGCAAGGCUGCGGCACAUCGGGCGGAAUCUCGAGGGCCUGCCAACGACCAGCCAAGUCCUGUUUUGUGAUGAUAACCUCCAAGCUGUGAAGACAGAAUCCGGACGCCUGCAGCUCUUCAACCAGGCGGCGUGCGAGUACAAUGUGCAUCCGAUGUGGUAUGAUGUUCGCCAAGCGACAAAGAAGAUGGAUCAUGGAGUUUAUGAGGACCUUUCAGGACAGGCGUUUCGGACUGCGAUUAUCUCUUGCCAUGGCCUACAGUCACGGGUCAAGGUGCCAGCGAGAUCCGCAGUGGAACUGCGACGCGUUGGGGAUCUAAAGUCCAUCGAGCAGGUAGCUGUGCUUCCUCUCGGCGACCGCUGCUCCACACGCAUGCUCUUGCACAAAAUCGAGUUCGACGGUCCUUGCUAUCCCUUUGAUCUCACGAGAACCACCAGCCUCGGUGAUGUUGUGGACAUGGUGGCCACUGGCUUUGAAGAUAUGUGGAAUCCAGACCUUCUGUGCUAUGACGGUGAGCUUGGUCGUAUCUUCCAUCGCAAGUGGAGUGGCUUGUCCUUUGCUCACGAAGUGGAGUACGAGAACGGAGAGGAUCCGAUUGGAAACUUCGCACCCAUUGUAGAACGGAUGCGGAAACGAUACACUGGGAGAGCUGCUCGUUUCGACUGGGCCUGCAAGAAUGCUGAUCACGUCCUCUUUGUUCGGACUGGAGUUGCCUCGCGUGGGGAAGUAUGUAACUUGCAGUCGCGAAUGCAAGAAAGAUAUCCGGGUUUGAAGGCACGACUUCUGCUCAUCUCAGAGCAAGAGACCUCCGAAUUCAACGGGCUGAAAGACUUUGUCCAUGUCCGCGAGAGCUUCGAUCCUGACAGGAUGUAUGAAGACAUGAACUACUGGAUAAACUGUGCUCAUCGCUUCAGGGGCAUUUUGGAGUCUGUGGGUGUGACUGCACGAAGUCUAUACUGGUGUCCCAAUGAUUUGAAGGAGGCAGAGAAGGAGCGGCAGAAGUCCGUGGGGGAGGGAUCCGAAUCCUCCUCGCCCGAACCUGACUCCAACUCCAAAACCCAAGCCACAAUGCAGACGUCAGAGGUUGUGAAAUUCUCGCAUGCCAAUCUCUACGAGUUGCAUCAGGAACAAAUCAAACCGGAGGCCAUUGGGGCAUGA
Molecule: messenger RNA, 2442 nt
Organism: Symbiodinium sp. CCMP2592
Lineage: Eukaryota; Dinophyceae; Suessiales; Symbiodiniaceae
Source: the annotation of a GenBank genome assembly